Messenger RNA from Akanthomyces muscarius, 360 nucleotides. RefSeq lists its product as uncharacterized. Lineage: Eukaryota; Fungi; Ascomycota; Sordariomycetes; Hypocreales; Cordycipitaceae. Bases 1 to 360 code for a protein of 119 amino acids. The record is from RefSeq and is a predicted model, not a curated record. The transcript is spliced from 3 exons.
AUGUCUUCCAUUAUCUCCACCACCCUAACAGUAGGCUACCAGACCCAGGACGGCCACCCACCGAGCCGAGACUGCUCAGGCUCCUCACCAGCAGUCACACCGGCUAAAUUGCCCUCCAACGACGCCGCGCCAAAGGUGUCUUUGCGCUCUCCGGCGCACCCUCGCCCUCCGCAUCUGCGCAAGUUCUUUGUUGGUCGCAUGGUGCUAAAUGCCUGGUUAUUGACUGGUCUACCUUCAACAAUCAACGACGGCCCGUCUUUGGCCACUGGAGAAUGGGUUGAUGCCGUUUUUGCCAGACAACAACGUUUAAUCAAUUAUCCUGAUAUCGUCCUCGCCGACUACCAGCCAACCAGUGCCUAG